Messenger RNA from Rattus rattus (black rat), 3771 nucleotides. It is a transcript of the gene Tgfb2, whose product is annotated as transforming growth factor beta 2. The transcript is spliced from 8 exons. Bases 1218 to 2546 code for a protein of 442 amino acids. Lineage: Eukaryota; Metazoa; Chordata; Mammalia; Rodentia; Muridae. Gene Ontology annotation, cellular component: extracellular region. The record is from RefSeq and is a predicted model, not a curated record. Gene Ontology annotation, biological process: BMP signaling pathway; SMAD protein signal transduction; transforming growth factor beta receptor signaling pathway. Gene Ontology annotation, molecular function: growth factor activity; cytokine activity; type II transforming growth factor beta receptor binding.
UCGUGAUGUUAUCUGCUGGCAGCCGAAGGUUUGCUCGGAGCGGAGCUGCUGAAGCAGCGGGCGGGAGAGCAAGUGGGAGAGGAAGAGAGAAAAGGCUCAGAGAGCUGAGCUCCAGGGCAGGCGCCAGGGAUGGAGAGAAGUAUUAGGGUUUAAGGAGACGUUCUGGUGCAGCCCAGCUGCAGAGAGAAGGUAUCAGCAGAGGUGUAUUUUAGGGUCGCAAGUACCUACUUACCCUAAGCGAGAAAGCGCGAGCUUGGAGGAGAAGCUAGAGAAGGGUGUGAGUCCGGGGACAGCCUGUAGCUAACGCGCCCAGGAGGCGGUGUUGUUCCACUGGGGGUUAAGGAGGUGGCUGAUCUCUGUCGCCCUUGGCUGCCUGAAGCAAGAAAAGGAGGAUCUGCUGGACCGAGCUGGAGGCUGGCCCUCUUUGCAGGCGGCAGCGGCGGCUGCAACGUGGAGCGACCCAGCCGGGUGUAGGCCACAGCACGGCCCGCAGGAGCGGGGGUCGUGGCUGCCUGCUCAGGCCUUGGCGGAUCUCCGGGGCGGACAGUGCCCCACCGAGUCUCCGAGAGUGAGCCGCUCCGGGGCGCAUCUGCCUCCCCGCGGCUCGCCAGGCUCGCCCUCGGCGCGCGCACACGCACGCGCGCACACGCGCACACAUCCACACGCACACUCAUCCACACACGUGUGGAAGGCAGGGCCCAGCCGCUCGGUCUUUGAACAUCUCAGUUAGAGCCCGGCGCAGUCCCGGCCGCCGCUCAGCGCUCCCCGCGGCCCUGCGUGCCUCCUGCCAGCCCCCGGACCUUCUUGCCUCUUCCCUUUUGGCCGGACGAUCGGAGUUCAGAUCAGCCACUCCGCACCCGAGCCUGACACACUGAACUCCAUUUCUUCCUCUUAAGUUUAUUUCUACUUCAGAGCCACUCACCCUCUCCCUUCCAGGAGAAAAAACAAACCUUUCUUACUCCUUAAAGUGAGAGAUCCCCCUCCUCCCUCCCCAGCAUCGCAUAUUAAUAUCUCCACGUUGGGAACGCGUUGCAUUUUCUUUUUUAAAGGAAUCCCAGCCAGGGACGUUUUUCUAUUGGGCAUUGACUUUCAACUGCUUUGCAAAAGUUUCGUAUUAAAAACAACUCUACCUGACCCGCUCUGAGAAUUACUAGUUUCUUUUUAUAUUUUUUUUCUUACUUUAAACAACAACAACAACGUUUCCUCCUUUUAAAAACAUGCACUACUGUGUGCUGAGAACCUUUUUGCUCCUGCAUCUGGUCCCGGUGGCGCUCAGUCUGUCUACCUGCAGCACCCUCGACAUGGACCAGUUUAUGCGCAAGAGGAUCGAGGCCAUCCGCGGGCAGAUCCUGAGCAAGCUGAAGCUCACCAGCCCCCCGGAAGACUAUCCGGAGCCGGAUGAGGUCCCCCCGGAGGUGAUUUCCAUCUACAACAGUACCAGGGACUUACUGCAGGAGAAGGCAAGCCGGAGGGCAGCCGCCUGCGAGCGCGAGCGAAGCGACGAGGAGUACUACGCCAAGGAGGUUUAUAAAAUCGACAUGCCGUCCCACUUCCCCUCCGAAACUGUCUGCCCAGUUGUUACAACAUCCUCUGGCACAGUGGGCAGCUUUUGCUCCAGACAGUCCCAGGUGCUCUGUGGGUACCUUGAUGCCAUCCCGCCCACUUUCUACAGACCCUACUUCAGAAUCGUCCGCUUCGAUGUCUCAACAAUGGAGAAGAAUGCUUCGAAUCUGGUGAAGGCGGAGUUCAGGGUCUUUCGCUUGCAGAACCCCAAGGCCAGAGUGGCUGAACAACGGAUUGAACUGUAUCAGAUCCUUAAAUCCAAAGACCUAACAUCUCCAACCCAGCGCUACAUUGAUAGCAAGGUUGUGAAAACCAGAGCCGAGGGGGAAUGGCUCUCCUUCGACGUGACGGACGCCGUGCACGAGUGGCUUCACCACAAAGACAGGAACCUGGGAUUUAAAAUAAGUUUACACUGCCCCUGCUGUACCUUCAGACCGUCUAAUAAUUACAUCAUCCCAAAUAAGAGCGAAGAGCUGGAGGCGAGAUUCGCAGGUAUUGAUGGCACCUCCACAUAUGCCAGUGGUGAUCAGAAAACUAUAAAGGCCACUAGGAAAAAAAGCAGUGGGAAGACCCCGCAUCUCCUGCUAAUGUUGUUGCCCUCCUACAGACUGGAGUCCCAGCAGUCCAGCCGGCGACGGAAACGGGCUUUGGAUGCCGCCUAUUGCUUUAGGAACGUGCAGGAUAAUUGCUGCCUUCGCCCUCUUUACAUUGAUUUUAAGAGGGAUCUUGGAUGGAAAUGGAUCCAUGAACCCAAAGGGUACAAUGCUAACUUCUGUGCUGGGGCAUGCCCUUAUCUGUGGAGUUCAGACACUCAACACACCAAAGUCCUCAGCCUGUACAACACCAUAAACCCCGAAGCUUCUGCUUCCCCUUGCUGUGUGUCCCAGGAUCUGGAACCACUGACCAUCCUCUACUACAUUGGCAAUACGCCCAAGAUCGAACAACUUUCCAACAUGAUCGUCAAGUCUUGCAAAUGCAGCUAAAGUCCUCGGGAAAGCCAGGAUGAAAAUCACGGUGACAAUGACGUAUGACGACAAUGACGAUGAUAACGUUCGUGACGUGAGGGAGUUUUGAUUCAUCCGUGUUGAAAAAAAAAUUGGAGGAAAAAAAAAUCGGUACUAGUUCAAACACUUUGCAAGCUUGUGUUCUGUUUGUUAAAACUGGCAUCUGGGAUUACAGCAACAACAACCACAAAAAUGGAAGGCGUUAGUCUGCAUCUCACCUACUUCCUGAAGACACAAAAAAAAAACAUCUUUUUUUUUUUUUUUUAAAGGAAAAAUAAACACUGGAAGAAUUUGUUAGUGUUAAUUAUGAGAAAGAAAAACAAAACAAAACAGGAAAAUCCGUUCAGUGGAGUUGUAUGUAUUGUUUCCACCCCACGCUUCACCCCACGCCUCUCUUGGUUCCUUUGUAUUGCUCUGCGGUGGGCGCCCUCCCCAUCCCUUCCUCUGAGUUAACAGUGGGUUAUUUAUUGUGUUACUAUAUAAUGAACCUUUCGUUGCCCUUGGAAAAUAAAACAGGUGUAUAAGUGGAGACCAAAUACUUUGCCACAAACUCAUGGAUGGCUUAAGGAAUUUGGACUCAAAUAAGCCAGGGGGAAGGAGGUCAUACUGGAUGACCCCCUGUGAGCCGUGAUAGAACCGAGCAAGUCUGAGAAAAAAAUCAAAGCCCAGAAAACAUGUGCUGUGCUCUGCCUGCCGAAGCUUCAUGGGCGGCCAUCUGUCCAGAAGGCCUGUUAACAAAGAAAACUUGGAAUCAGUGGGAAUCUGGAAGAUUGGUUUUUUUUUCCUUUUAAUUGUAAAUGGUUCUUUGCCAGUUUAAGCAAGUCGGUGAAAUGGUGACCUGCUUGGAUGUGUAUUGUUAGACUUUUGACCGUGAAGUGGCUGUUGAUCUACAAUACAGGUUUUUUCCCUUUGUCUUGGUAUACGUAAUUACAUGGAUAUUAUUAAAAUAGACGGGUCUAGAAGCCAGCAUGAUGAAAACACACUGCAAAUCUGUUUUACAAACUAUUAAAUCGGAACAGUAACUACUUUACAUGUAAUGUGUAGAUCUUACCACAUUUUUAAAUAUUCUGUAAUAAUGAUUAUGAUUUAGAUUGAACUUAAAUUUGAACUCUCUUUUUUAAUGAUCAUUCAGACUGUAUGUUUGCCUCCUUUAGCUGGCCAGUACCUUUGAAUAAAACCCCUAGAUUUUGACUUGCACUACAAA